AUGGAAUCGACGAGUCCUCCUUUGGCUCUUGCUGACUAUUUGUCUGCGGUGCUGCUGAAUGUGCUGGUGAAUGGGCAAUCUCAGAAAAUUCUACGAUCGCAACGAAUUGGUGUCGAGGGUCAAAUCCUCGCUAAACUCUUCUCGGACUACGACCAAUUCACACGUCCACCAGUCAGGGGUUAUGGUGCGCAACAUUCAUCAAUACUCGUCAUUACUUCACUCUUCAUCGAUCACAUCAAAUGGCACCACGAUCAGGCGCUAAUGCAAUCGGAACAAAGAACACUAUUGAAGGAAGUGAAUAUGUAUCUACGACAGCAAUGGCAAGAUACAAGAUUAGCUUAUGAGGUUGAUCAGCGCGAGGGCGUUGAAGAGGUCGUGCUACCGAGCAAUCGGCAAAUCUGGGAACCAGACACUUACUUCUCGAAUGCUGAAGAUAUAAGACACGAACACCGACGACACACCGUCAUUGAGCCGUCUGGACAUGUGCGAUGCUCGGAAAUGUUUGUC
Messenger RNA from Anisakis simplex (herring worm), 507 nucleotides. The record is from the annotation of a GenBank genome assembly. NCBI's taxonomy places the organism in Eukaryota, Metazoa, Nematoda, Chromadorea, Rhabditida, Anisakidae.